AGACAUCUUAAACCAGAGGAAUGACUCUCUAGUUGUGGAAUUUCAGUCAUCAGCCAGCAGAUGCAGGAGUGUCUAUGAACCAGAUAGAAAUGCAUUACGGAGAAAAGAACGGGAAAGAAGAAAUCAAGAAACUCAACAGGAUGAUGGCACGUUUAAUUCUAGUUACUCUCUCUUCAGCGAGCCCUACAAGACUAACAAGGGGGAUGAACUCUCUAACCGGAUCCAGAACACUUUAGGCAAUUAUGAUGAAAUGAAAGACUUUUUAACUGAUAGAUCCAAUCAGAGUCAUCUUGUUGGUGUUCCCAAACCUGGGGUUCCUCAGACUCCUGUGAACAAGAUCGAUGAACACUUUGUUGCAGACUCAAGAGCCCAGACCCAGCCCUCAUCUAUCUGUAGCACUACAACUUCCACACCAGCAGCUGUCCCCGUGCAGCAGAGUAAGAGAGGCACCAUGGGCUGGCAGAAGGCUGGGCAUCCACCCUCAGAUGGCCAACAGAGAGCAACACAACAGGGCUCUCUCAGGACCUUGCUUGGAGAUGGUGUUGGCAGACAGCAGCCGCGGGCCAAACAAGUGUGCAAUGUGGAGGUGGGCCUUCAGACCCAGGAGAGGCCACCUGCCAUGGCAGCCAAGCACAGCAACAGUGGACACUGUGUUCAGAACUUUCCUCCAUCCCUAGCUUCAAAACCCAGCCUGGUCCAGCAGAAACCGACUGCAUAUGUGCGGCCGAUGGAUGGCCAAGAUCAGGCCCCCGAUGAGUCUCCCAAGCUGAAGUCAUCUUCGGAAACCAGUGUGCACUGCACAUCAUACAGGGGAGUUCCCGCCAGCAAGCCGGAGCCGGCCAGAGCCAAGGCCAAGCUCUCCAAGUUCAGCAUCCCCAAGCAGGGGGAGGAGAGUAGAUCUGGAGAAAACAACAGCUGUGUUGAAGAAAUAAUCCGGGAGAUGACCUGGCUUCCACCACUUUCUGCUAUUCAAGCACCUGGCAAAGGGGAACCAACCAAAUUUCCAUUUCCAAAUAAGGACUCUCAGCUUGUAUCCUCUGGACACAAUAAUCCAAAGAAAGGUGAUGCAGAGCCAGAGAGUCCAGACAAUGGCACGUCGAAUACAUCAAUGCUGGAAGAUGACCUUAAGCUAAGCAGCGAUGAAGAGGAGAAUGAACAGCAGGCAGCCCAGAGAACAGCUCUCCGUGCUCUGUCUGACAGCGCCGUGGUCCAGCAGCCCAACUGCAGAGCCUCAGUGCCUUCCAGCAAGGGCAGCAGUAGCAGCAGCAGCAGCGGCAGCAGCAGCUCCUCCAGCGACUCGGAGAGCAGCUCCGGAUCCGACUCAGAGACCGAGAGCAGCUCCAGCGAGAGUGAGGGCAGCAAGCCCCCCCACUUCUCCAGCCCCGAGGCUGAACCAGCAUCUUCUAACAAGUGGCAGCUGGAUAAAUGGCUAAACAAAGUUAAUCCCCACAAGCCUCCUAUUCUGAUCCAAAAUGAAAGCCAUGGGCCAGAGAGCAAUCAGUACUACAACCCAGUGAAAGACGAUGUCCAGGACUGUGGGAAACUUCCCGACGUUUGCCAGCCCAGCCUGAGGGACAAGGAGAUCAAGAGCACCUGCAAGGAGGAGCAGAGGCCGAGGACAGCGAACAAGGCCCCUGGGAGUAAAGGCGUGAAGCAGAAGUCCCCGCCCGCGGCCGUGGCCGUGGUGGUGAGCGCAGCCGCCCCGCCGCCCGCAGUGCCCUGUGCGCCCACGGAGAACGCGCCCGCGCCCGCCCGGAGGUCAGCGGGCAAGAAGCCCACCAGGCGCACCGAGAGGACCUCGGCCGGGGACGGCGCCAACUGCCACCGGCCCGAGGAGCCCGCGGCCGCGGACGCGCUGGGGGCGAGCGUGGUGGUCCCCCCGGAACCCACCAAAACCAGGCCCUGCGGCAACAGCAGAGCGAACCACCGCAAGGAGCUGCGCUCCUCCGUGACCUGCGAGAAGCGCCGCACACGGGGGCUGAGCAGGAUCGUCCCCAAAUCCAAGGAGUUUAUUGAGACAGAGUCAUCAUCUUCGUCCUCCUCCUCGGACUCCGACCUGGAGUCCGAGCAGGAGGAGUACCCUCUGUCCAAAGCACAGGCGGUGGCUGCCUCCGCCUCCUCCGGGAACGACCAGAGGCUGAAGGAGGCUGCUGCCAACGGGGGCAGUGGUCCCAGGGCCCCUGUAGGCUCCAUCAACGCCAGGACCACCAGUGACAUCGCCAAGGAGCUGGAGGAGCAGUUCUACACGCUGGUCCCCUUUGGCCGGAACGAACUUCUCUCCCCUCUAAAGGACAGUGAUGAGGUCAGGUCUCUCUGGGUCAAAAUCGACCUGACCCUCCUGUCCAGGAUCCCAGAACACCUGCCCCAGGAGCCAGGGGUCUUGAGCACCCCUGCCACCAAGGACUCCGAGAGCGCACCACCCAGCCACACCUCGGACACUCCCGCAGAAAAGACUUUGCCAAAAUCCAAGAGGAAACGCAAGUGUGACAUCGAAGACAACUACAGGGAGACCAAGAAGGCCCAGGGAGAGAAAGAGAGUUCUUCAAGACUAGCCACCUCCGCCAGUAAUACUUUGUCUGCAAACCACUGCAACAUGAACAUCAACAGCGUGGCAAUACCAAUAAAUAAAAAUGAAAAAAUGCUUCGGUCGCCCAUCUCACCCCUCUCUGAUGCAUCUAAACACAAAUACACCAGCGAGGACUUAACUUCUUCCGGCCGACCUAAUGGCAACAGUUUGUUCACUUCAGCCUCUUCCAGCAAAAAGCCGAAGGCCGACAGCCAGCUGCAGCCUCACAGUGGAGACCUCAUGAAAGCAGCUCACAACAAUUCCGAAAACAUUCCCCUCCACAAGUCACGGCCGCAGACGGAGCCGUGGUCUCCAGGCUCCAACGGCCACAGGGACUGCAAGAGACAGAAACUUGUCUUCGAUGAUAUGCCUCGAAGUGCAGAUUAUUUUAUGCAAGAAGCUAAACGAAUGAAGCAUAAAGCAGAUGCAAUGGUGGAAAAGUUUGGAAAGGCUUUGAACUAUGCUGAAGCAGCCUUGUCAUUUAUUGAGUGUGGAAAUGCAAUGGAACAAGGCCCCAUGGAAUCCAAAUCUCCUUAUACGAUGUAUUCAGAAACAGUAGAGCUCAUCAGGUAUGCUAUGAGACUAAAAACCCACUCAGGCCCCAAUGCCACACCAGAAGACAAACAACUGGCUGCAUUAUGUUACCGAUGCCUGGCUCUCCUGUACUGGCGGAUGUUUCGACUCAAAAGGGACCAUGCUGUAAAGUAUUCAAAAGCACUUAUCGACUAUUUCAAGAACUCAUCUAAAGCCGCCCAAGUCCCGUCUCCGUGGGGGGCCAGUGGAAAGAGCACUGGAACCCCAUCCCCCAUGUCUCCCAACCCCUCUCCCGCCAGCUCCGUGGGGUCUCAGGGCAGCCUCUCCAACGCCAGCGCCCUGUCCCCGUCGACCAUCGUCAGCAUCCCACAGCGCAUCCACCAGAUGGCGGCCAACCACGUCAGCAUCACCAACAGCAUCCUGCACAGCUACGACUACUGGGAGAUGGCCGACAACCUGGCCAAGGAAAACCGAGAAUUCUUCAACGACUUGGAUCUGCUCAUGGGGCCAGUCACCCUUCACAGCAGCAUGGAGCAUCUGGUCCAGUACUCCCAACAGGGCCUGCACUGGCUGCGGAACAGCACCCACCUGUCAUAGGGACCUCAACCUGGAGCCGGAUUGGGCUCUGGUCUCCAUAGAUGGCUCAACAUUUUUUGACACUGUGCUACUGAAAUUCCCAGCCACAGCAUUUAUCAAACUGCGGUGAAUAUUUCCUCAGCAUUGAACAAUGGUCUUUUCCAGGGCAUGUGUGUUUGUAUGUGUGGGUAUAUAAGAAGCUGCCUGUGUAUGUGUGUAAGAUACACAGCUCUUCAGAACACACCUUCUUUGUCUAGUUUCCAUAAUCCCAGGCUAGACAAAGUGAUCAGAGGUUUCUAAUUAGAGGAAAUACACACAUACACCAUACUCACACACAUUCACAGACACACACUUUCUAUUCCAGUGCUAAACCAUGACUUCUUAGAAAAUUCAACCAAAAUCUCAUGGGUUAGUUAACCAGUUGCAAUACAGCACACCAAAAGCUUGACUGCCAGUUAAGAUGGACCUGCUCUUACCUUGUUGAUUACUUUCAGUAUUAAUAUACUAUUCCCCAAUUAUUUUUUGAUCGAUAUGUAUUAAUGGGUAAUUGAAUAAUGAAAAUAAGCCAGAUAUUUUUGUGCCAGAAGUUUACUAGAUUGCAUGUUACCAAAUACCCGACUCUUCCUCUAAUUCCCUUCCCCCAUCUGAUUUUAUUAUCAACUAAAUGCAUUCCAGGCAAAAUGAUGGACACUCACAGCCCUUCUCAGCCCCGCCCCCAAGUAGUAUGCACAUGGCACUGAGAUUUGGCAAAAACUUUUAGUUCACGGAUGCUAAAGCAGCAGUGACUGUGUUGGAGCUCAGUUAGGAGUUGAGGUUUUCCGCACCUGUGAUAACACAUGCAUUUCUUCUUCUCGCCACUGUGACUUGAUGCUGUAGAAGCACAUGGCAUUUGUCAGUCAAUCUGUUUCAAGUAUUUUCUUUCCACCAAUAGCUUUCUUACAGAUUUUCUUGGCUAAAUGGGCCAUUACCUAGAAUGUCCCUUCAGUAGGAGCCUGAAUCCUUUGCUUUCCAGGCUAAGAGCUAUUUGCCGUGAUAAUGCUGUCUGAUCCUCUCACUCCUCAUGCAGAAUGUGCCACUGCAGUCCUUGGGUGCGUUUUGAUUUGGGGUGAUUUUUCAGGCUUUGAUUAGCAGGCUGCUUGCAGUGCAGAUCCCAGUUCUUGUCUGGGGCAGCAGCAACCAGAGCCUCUUCCUGUGUCCUGUGCGUCUAGUAUGUUUACAUCUUGCUCUGGGUUUUUUUCUUGUUUUCUUUUUUAAAAUUAAGUUUACAUUUUAGAUUUUUUUGACAUCUUGUUUACAGUUUUUGUCUAACGUUUUCUCUUUUAUAAUGUCUUAUGCCCUAGAUUUAGUUGUCUUGUUAAAUAUAUUUGGAUAUAAAAUCUUGGUGAAAAGAAAAUAACUUCUGAAAAAGAAGGUCUAUCUUGCCACACUUUAGAAACAAAAAUAAUGUCCUUGAGGCCUCUUGCUUGAUAAAGUUGCACCAGGACAGUCUGAGAAAGGCAAUCAGUGCAGUCUGUGGAAUAAUCCAUUUAUUCAAGGUGAUGGCGGCACAAAAUACUUAAGACUAGCUGCUGAUUAUACACAUUCACUGUUACUCUCAUGAUUAUAUACGUUCACUGAUACUCUUACAGGUUGGGUUGCAGCAUUAACAUUUUUGUCAGCCUGAUCUGUAGGUGAGAAAUAAGAUCACUGUAAUUCCCUAGCUCUGAGCACUGAAUCAAAAUCAUAUAAAUGAUUAAACUUAGAUGACUUGAAAUUAAUUGAAAAUAAGCAAGUGAAGGGCUUGUGGAAUCUGCAUUUGAUUUUGGCCUUCAAGCAUCUGAGAAUAUUAAGAAGACUUCCAUUUUACAUGUCUCCAACAGAGGUGCUUCUUACAACCCUUUCACGUUUUUUUGUUUUUGUUUGUUUUUUUCAGACAGUGUCUCGCUCUGU
Messenger RNA from Saimiri boliviensis boliviensis (Bolivian squirrel monkey), 5605 nucleotides. It is a transcript of the gene AFF3, whose product is annotated as ALF transcription elongation factor 3. The record is from RefSeq and is a predicted model, not a curated record. Gene Ontology annotation, cellular component: nucleus; super elongation complex. Gene Ontology annotation, biological process: regulation of gene expression. NCBI's taxonomy places the organism in Eukaryota, Metazoa, Chordata, Mammalia, Primates, Cebidae.